Pteronotus mesoamericanus is the source of this 1532-nucleotide messenger RNA. RefSeq names its product diphthamide biosynthesis 1 (gene DPH1). Lineage: Eukaryota; Metazoa; Chordata; Mammalia; Chiroptera; Mormoopidae. The record is from RefSeq and is a predicted model, not a curated record. The transcript is spliced from 13 exons. Gene Ontology annotation, biological process: protein histidyl modification to diphthamide. The coding region runs from base 90 to 1406 and encodes 438 amino acids. Gene Ontology annotation, molecular function: 2-(3-amino-3-carboxypropyl)histidine synthase activity.
CGCUGGCCCGUCGGCGAGCGACCGCGAUGUCUGCGCGCUCCGCGUUCAUCUAGAGCUGUCUUUUCGGUCCCCACGUGGGCAGGCCGGUGAUGGCGGCGUUGGUUGCAUCCGAGGCGGCGGAGCCGGGCGCCCGAAACGGCCCUGGCAGAGGUCGAGCCCCGCGGGGCCGCUUGGCCAAUCAGAUCCCCCCUGAGAUCCUGAACAACGCCCAGCUGCAGGCAGCCAUUCAAGUCCUGCCUUCCAACUAUAACUUUGAGAUCCCCAAGACCAUCUGGAGGAUCCAGCAGGCCCAGGCCAAGAAAGUGGCCUUGCAAAUGCCUGAAGGCCUCCUCCUCUUUGCCUGCACCAUUGUGGAUAUCUUGGAAAGGUUCACAGAGGCUGAAGUGAUGGUGAUGGGUGAUGUGACCUAUGGGGCUUGCUGUGUGGACGACUUUACUGCAAGGGCCCUGGGAGCCGACUUCCUGGUGCACUAUGGACACAGCUGCCUGGUUCCCAUGGACACCUCUGCCCAAGACUUUCGGGUGCUGUAUGUCUUUGUGGACAUUCGGAUAGACACUACCCACCUGCUGGACUCUAUCCGCCUUACCUUUCCGCCAGCCAGUGCCCUUGCCCUGGUCAGCACCAUACAGUUUGUAUCAACCUUACAGGCAGUUGCCCAGGAGCUGAAAGCUGAGUAUCGUGUGAGUGUCCCACAGUGCAAGCCCCUGUCCCCUGGAGAGAUUCUGGGCUGCACAUCCCCCUACCUGCCCAAAGAGGCGGAAGCUGUUGUAUAUCUUGGAGACGGCCGCUUCCAUCUGGAGUCUGUCAUGAUUGCCAACCCCAACGUCCCUGCUUACCGAUAUGACCCAUACAGCAAAGUCCUAUCCAGAGAACACUAUGACCAUCAGCGAAUGCAGACUAACCGCCAAGAAGCCAUAGCCACUGCCCGUUCAGCUAAAUCUUGGGGCCUUAUCCUGGGCACUUUGGGCCGCCAGGGCAGCCCCAAGAUUCUGGAGCACCUGGAAUCUAGGCUCCAAGCCUUGGGACUUCCCUUCGUGAGGCUGCUGCUCUCAGAGAUCUUCCCCAGCAAGCUUAGCCUGCUUCCUCAGGUAGAUGUAUGGGUACAGGUGGCAUGCCCACGCCUCUCCAUUGACUGGGGCACAGCCUUCCCCAAGCCGCUGUUGACACCCUACGAGGCGGCGGUGGCCCUGAGAGACAUUUCCUGGCAGCAGCCCUACCCCAUGGACUUUUAUGCCGGCAGCUCGCUGGGCCCAUGGACAGUGAACCACGGACGGGACCGGCCCUCCCAGGCACCCCGCCGGCCUGAGCUGGGGAAGGUGCAGGAGGGGCCUACGCGCCCUUCUCCAGACGCGAUGUGCGAGGGUUGCAGCUGCAGAGAUGAGAAGGUGGUGCCACUAGCUCCAUGAGACGCUCCUGGGUCUCAGGGCCCUGCCCUCCGGAGGAGCAGCCUCGAGGCUGGUGGUUUUCAGAACAGGAGACAGACGAUUUCUUCGCACUAAAGGAGCCCACGGUGUGCAGAGGUCUGGAGGAAG